Marchantia polymorpha subsp. ruderalis is the source of this 4091-nucleotide messenger RNA. The record is from the annotation of a GenBank genome assembly. NCBI's taxonomy places the organism in Eukaryota, Viridiplantae, Streptophyta, Marchantiopsida, Marchantiales, Marchantiaceae.
GGGGACGGGGGGGAGGGGGAGGGAGGUCAGCAGCUAGCGAGGGCUCGGGGCUUGGCCGAGCUCAGCUCAGCCAGACGCAGCGGCGGUGGUGUGCUUUUGGUGGGAGGCAGAUGUAUUAUAUGACCUCGGGGCCGAUUAGAGGAAACCAGAUCAUGCUCAAUGAUUUUACCAUCCGAGUCUCUUUCCUUCUACCUCCCGGUGCCCCAGCAGAUCCGAUCAUGAUCACUCAAACUCGCAACAAGAGCUCAGACGCAAUCUAAUCGGGUCUAUCUAUCUACAUGUCGAAGGGAGUACUAGUACUAUUAGACCGAUCUCUUAUAUUAUCGUUCAUGUUUCUUCCAGUGCCGAUCAUCAUGCAGGAGCAGCAGACCGACAGAGAAGCAUCAGCAGCAGCAGCAGCAGCAGCUAAAUUGUCUCUAUAGCCUAUCGACAAUGAUGUCUGAGGCUGCACUCGAGCUGUAACACACGCUCGCUCGUCUGCUCACUCAUUCACUCCUCCACUACAGCAGUCGAAGGCCACCCAAAUUUCCUCUGAAUGUUGGUCUGGACCCGCAAAGCUUCCGAGCAUUUCGAGUCAUCUGCAGCUGCUGCAUCUCCGGGGCUCGUACCGAUCUCGUGCCCAGACCUCACGAGCUCUGCUUCAGCGGCGGCACUCCUACUCCCAGUAUUCCCGUUUGUUUUGCACCCAGCGACCUCGGCAUUAGCAGUGCAGGCCUAGCAGCAGCAGCAGACCGAAAAUUAGCGCUAGCGUGCAGUGUGGACGACAAAUUUUAUUUUUCUUCUUCUUCUAGAGUAGUCGGAGUUUUUUAACAGGUUAUGGUGGCGGAAGCGAGCCGAUAGUCUGCUAGUCCCGUCCCUCGUUCUCUCGCUCGCUCGCUAAUUUGACUGGAAUGAGACGUAAUCCGUAGCAAGUAGUGCGAAUUCGGACGACACCAUCGGGGACGGACGGACGGACUUCAUCGGGGAGCCAUUUGUCGACAUUACUCUCAUAGCUCAGGGGCAUUCGAGCUCUGUCAAAUUUCGCAUUGACAGGCGUAGCAGUCACCUUGAGCACUUUAGUAGUAAAGUAGUAGUUCAUGAUUCGUUAGUCUUUUCUUCUUCUCGUGCAAUCGCUGGACGAGCAGCAGCAGUAGCGAGCCAGCAUCUGGAGGUAGCUAGCUGCAAGUCAAACGAUUCGGGCGAACAGCUUGCCACCAACCAAUCCAACCCAGCGACGACCCACGACUGGACCCGGAUAGACUUGUGCUCGGGUGACUUUUAGAUCGAUCGAACGAGCGAAAGGAGAAUCGAGAUCAGAUACCGAGACCGCAUAAAAUUCUUCUCUGCGUGCAGAAGCUGAUACAUUACAAUCUCUACGACGACGACGACGACGACGAAGAGGUGCCCAGUGGCUGGAGCUCGGAGGGUGCAGCGGAAGGGGGAGGUCGAGGUCGAGGUCGAGGCGGGGCAGAUGGCUUCGCGCACGGUGGGCAGUAAAUCCUGCAACAGCAGAUCGGACAUGGAGUUUCGAGGCAAGAGCUUCUUCUCGAGAGGGCUGUCGUUCUCGAGAUCGUUCAGCAGGCGGCUGGGCUCGACCUCGGUGGUGGCCAACAUCCAGCAGUGGACGACGUCGCCCAGCUCGUGGAGCAUGCGCAGCCCGCCGCCAGUGAUCUCGUCGCCCGUGGUGAACAAUUACAGCACAUCGCCCGGCCCGACGGUGUCUCAGAUGUGGUACGAUCUCAGCGUGAGCUCGAGCAAUUCCUGCUCGUCGCCCAAGGUUACUGUCUCGCACCCUCUCAAGCCUCCGCCAUCGCCAUCCCCGUCGGGCAAACAACGAUUCAUGUUCAAGCGCUGCGGCACCAACGCGAAUGCCAAUGGGACGAAUUCCGAGGGCAAGAAUUGCGCUGCUGCUGCUGGUGGUUCGGAUUCUUAUUCUGCUUCCAAUGGGCCUGAGUCUCCAUCGUCGUCUGACGAUGGCUCGGGCAAUGCGUCGGGCGACGAGAAGCUCGAGUCGUCUGAGUACUUGACGGUGUUCGUGGGCGAGCGCAGCUGCAAGAGAGUGAAGUACGUGAUCAGCAAGCAUUUCCUGAGGCACCAUCUUUUCCAAGUGCUGCUCAAGUGCUCGGAGGACGAGGUGGGCGUGGAGAAUGAGUUCCGAGGCGGAGUCCCGAUCGUCUGCGAUCCGGCGCUCUUCGUGCAAUUGGUCACCGUGGUCGGCGCGACAUUGUUCGCCGAGAUACCUGCGGAUUCCAAAUGACAAAUCGAGCGAGCCGACGGACCGAUCGAUCGAUCGAUGAAUGAACGGAAUGUGGAGAAGCGACGACAAAGACGAAGACGAUGGUAGAGAAGCGACCCAUCCCCGCCCCGAUUCGAUUCAGCCUCGAUCAGAUCACGAGAGACUACCGACCGAUCACAUAAAAUCAAAAAGGCAGCAGGCCCGCUCUUCCGCAACAGGGAGCCGCCGCGAGCGAGCGAGAGUGCGUGCGUGAUCGAUCGGAUUCUCGAGAGCUUGCUUUCGCGCAUGCCAUUGCGCCCGUGGGUCGGUUCCGGACCUCGCGAGAAUAUUUUUUGCCCCUCCUGCGAGCACAUGACGUUUUUCAGCGAUUCGUGUGUCAAUUUUGUUACCUCAGAGCACUCUCUCUCUCUGCUCCGACAGAUUGCUGCUGCUGCUGCUGCUGCUGGGCGUGAAAUGUACAUACAUAUAGGCUUAAGCAUGACUUGGUUCGUUCACUUAGAUUUGGGUUAGGCCUGGAACUAUUAGGAAAGCUCGAGACGUACACACUUUAAGAAGAUAUUUUAAGCUUGCUCUUUUUAGUUUUUCACGACGACGAUGAUCACGACGACGACGACGACACGGAGACUCUCCAGCUUCUGCGCUCUGAACGCCAGUCGAGAGCCCGUUCCGUUGGAAUGAAUUCCUCGUGGCGGACUGCACUUGUCCACAGGAUUCGAUGCGAUGCGGGGCAGCAGCGGCUGAUAGUCUCCUAUGUCCUGAUUCCUCCUACGACACCCUUGUAUCAUGAUUUACACACUCACUCAUCCCUCACUCACUUACUCACUCACUCAGCUCGAAUUUACUCACGAGUCGAUCUAGUCGACAGGCUGCACGUAGCUCGCUGGCUGGCUGCUGGCCAGUGCUAGAAGUGUUUCUCGUUGUAAAAUUUCCGAAGUUUUGGCUCAAUUGCGAAGCCACUCGGGACUCAAAAUACUAACUACAUUUUUUCUUGUUCGCUCUCUAUCCGAAUCUCUCGAUCGAUCGAAGACUGAGUGUCAUCAUGAUAUAACUUCACCUAUUCUGAAUUCCAUAUAAUUAUUAUUAGUAGCAUUCUAGGUUUCUGUCACAUGCCUGCAGCAGCCCUCCGAUAUGAAUCAGACUGGCCUGGACAUAUCCUUUACAUCUGAUAUCUAUAUUUAUGUAAUCUAGACUCGUCAUUUGAUGUUAUCAAAUCGACUCCGAUUUCAUUUGCUCACGGCCUCCCGGCCUCUCUGUAUCACUUGCUUUAUUCCGCACCUCGAUGUUCCUUUCUGCACUCUCUCACUCACCAUGCUGUGCUCUGCUCUGAAUUCGCCACACGAUGGCAACAGGUUUGGAAACAGAUGAUCAUGCUUGGUCUUGCUUCUUGCAUGAAAGAGUUGGUCCAGAAUCCUUCGGAACGCUCUGGCCAUCGUCGUUCGUUCGUUCGUUCAGUCGCGUGCUCGGCCUCGAAAGCUCAUUAUGCUCGAAGGCCGACGAGCUUGCGUUCCAGACUGGAAACUCCGAUACAGACUGUACUCACUCAUGAGCACAAAUGCAUUGCAAUGAUCGAGCAAGCAAGCAAGCACGCACGCAUGCAGAGCUAUGGUUUUGCGUGAGACUUGGAAGAAUUCGAGUACGUCGAGUCCUGUCCCAUCCGAUCCCAUACCGUCGCGUGCCAAUGAUCCAGCGCCCAAUUUGUGCACCAGCAGAACGAGCGAAUCAUUCAGUCGCCAACAAAGCUUGUCCGAGACUACAAUCGACGCCAAAGCGUGCACCAAAGCCGCGGGGAGCUCGAAAGCUCGCGCAGUGGAUGAUGAUGCGCAUGGCGCGAGGUGGCGCAAGUCUUGCAGUGAUCUGCUCGAGAGCUCGAGAGCUC